This is a messenger RNA of Peronospora matthiolae, 1659 nucleotides long. The record is from the annotation of a GenBank genome assembly. NCBI's taxonomy places the organism in Eukaryota, Oomycota, Peronosporomycetes, Peronosporales, Peronosporaceae.
AUGUCAGUCCGGCUGGAUGGAAUAGGAUUUGCUGAAAAGAAUGCCAGACCGGAAGUUAAGUACGCCACACUAACUGUCGCGUCGAUCGACACCCAGCUCGGCGCUCAUUGGCUGAAACUUCGACAACUAUUGGUUGGCAUCCAGGUCAUGUCCUGCAUGACGGCGACCGAAGGUGAGCACGUGCCGGCGUCUAUAGCGCCCAGCCAGUCGAUCAAUGCAGCUGCUACUGGGUCUGUCGAACCUCCUCAACCUACUGGGCACUCUGACGUAGUAUCGGCGGCUUCUUCGCGCGCUGUACCGACCAAGAAGAAGGUCUUGCACCUGGUUAUUGACUCUGGUGCAAUUAUUAAAGGCACGAAUGUGACGGAUCUGGCCGAGAACUUUUGGACCGUGCCGGACGUGCUGACCGAGAUUCGAGACAAGAAGUCGCGCAGUCUGUUAGAGCGACUGCCGUUCACGUUGCAGACUCGUGAGCCGUCAGCCGACGCAAUGAAGGCAGUGGUCGAUUUUUCCCGUAAAACUGGCGAUUUUUCGUACUUGUCGCUGACGGAUCUGCGUGUCAUGGCGCUGUCGUAUCAACUCGAGGUUGAGACGAAUGGCUCGGAUCAUUUGCGUUUGAGCCCCGAACGGUCGCAGACUAUAACGCGCGAUGCAAACGGCAAGAUUGUUGGCGGAUCGCAGACUGCGAUUCCGUGUAAAUACUUUGGCUCGGCCAUCGGGUGUAAGUUCGGAUCUGCGUGCAGAUUCAAACACGAUGAAGAAGCUGCGCAUAGUGUGGAGGGUGAUGAGGCAACGCUGACGAAGAAAGUGGAUAUUCCGUGUCGGUUUUACAACACCGCAGAGGGAUGCAAGUACGGUGACGAGUGUUCGUUUUAUCAUGACCUGGCAGCGCAAGAAGAGCAGCCUGUCGACGACACGGAGCCGACCGAGCCUGCCACUGAGCACAUGAUCAGUGAAUCGAUUCGCAACGCUGACGUAAAGUCGCGCAUUAUGGGCCGGUUUGCGGCGUCGAGUAAUGCUGGUGCUGCUGAGGACGACGGCAAGAAUUGGAUUACUAGUGACAACUACGUCAAAUUUACAGCAUCUCCGUUCGGCGACGGUAAAGGUCUGGAAGAAAUCACGUCGCGACUUGCUGUGGCAUGCAUUACUACGGAUUUCUCAAUGCAGAAUGUGAUGCUGCAGCUUGGACUUCGGCUUUUGUCGGCAGACGGUAUGAUUAUCAAGCGUGUAAAGCAGUGGAUUCUGCGUUGCAUUGCUUGCUUCACGACGUCCACGGAGAUGGAGCGCUUGUUCUGCCCCAAGUGUGGUAACAGCACUAUGGAGCGCGUGUCGUACAGUCUGGGCCGUGAUGGUCACAUGACUUUUUACACACGGUCAAAUCGCCCCACAAAACUGUCAGGCACCAAGUUCUCGCUGCCCAAGCCUAAGGGUGGACGUAGCGGUGAUUUGUUACUCCGUGAGGAUCAGCUGUUGGUUGGUAUAUGGGGCCAACGUCAGCGCCAACAUAAAAAGGUGAUGCAGAGCGCUUUUGGCGAGAAUGUAGCGCACGAUCUUGGCGUGAAAGCCGAGAAGCAGACCAGUAUUACUGUCGGCUAUGGGCGCAUGAACCCCAACGCACAGAAAGGUCGUGAACGCCGCGGCAAGAAGAAACGCCAUUAG